AUGACAAGCAAGAAGAUAAUUGUGGUGUUUGGAGCAACAGGUGCUCAGGGUGGUUCUGUGGCCAGGGCCCUCUUGGAGAGUAAAAAGUUCACUGUCAGAGCACUGACCCGGGAUGUGACUCGCCCGAAGGCUCUGGCGCUCAAGGACCUUGGUGCUGAGGUGGUCAAAGGAGACCUGAAUGAUGUGGCAUCUAUGGAAAGUGCCUUGAAAGGUGCCUAUGGGGCCUUCGUGGUGACAAACUUCUGGGACCAUAACAGCAAAGAGAAGGAAGUGUGUCAGGGAAAGAUGGUGGCUGAUGCAGCCAAGCGCCUGGGUCUGAAGCAUGUGGUAUACAGUGGCCUGGAGAACGUCAAGCAACUAAGUGGCGGCAAGCUGGAAGUGCCACACUUUGAUGGGAAGGGAGAAGUGGAGGAGUAUUUCUGGUCCAUUGGCGUUCCUAUGACCAGUGUUCGCCUGUCAGCAUACUUUGAGAACUUUUUGACUCUCUGGAAGCCCACGAAAGCCUCUGAUGGAGAUUACUAUACCUUGGCACUACCUAUGGGGGACAUUCCAAUGGAUGGUAUCUCUGUUGCUGACUCUGGAGCAGCUGUCGCCAGCAUUUUUAAUUCUCCAGGGGAGUUCUUGGGAAAGGCUGUGGGUCUCAGUGCAGAAGCGCUGACCAUACAGCAAUAUGCCGAUGUUUUCUCCAAGAUUCUUGGGAAAGAAGUCCGAGAUGCAAAGAUCUCCCCAGAAGCUUAUGAGAAGCUUGGAUUUCCAGCAGCUGAGGAAAUGGCCAACAUGUGUCGUUUCUACCAAAUGCGGCCAGAUCGUGAUGUCAAACUCACCCACCGCUUAAAUCCCAAAGUCAAAAGUUUCAGCCAGUUUCUUGCAGAGAACCAAGGGGCCUUGAAAGGCAUAUAA
This is a messenger RNA of Suncus etruscus (white-toothed pygmy shrew), 900 nucleotides long. Its product is annotated as nmrA-like family domain-containing protein 1. Lineage: Eukaryota; Metazoa; Chordata; Mammalia; Eulipotyphla; Soricidae. The coding region runs from base 1 to 900 and encodes 299 amino acids. The transcript is spliced from 5 exons. The record is from RefSeq and is a predicted model, not a curated record.